AUGGCAGGCUUUAACCUAGUCACCUCCCUCCCAAAGUUUGGCCAUGCUGGAGCAACAAUUGCAAGGGCUCGUGCCUGGAAUCCUAGGGUCUUUGCAGCUGCUACCCCCAGACCUAUCCAAGUACCAACUAAUCAAGAUGGCUCAUUGAACGCUGAUGGUAUCAAACAAGGAGCUAGUGAAACAGUCAAUAACAAUAUGACUGAAUCAUUGCAAGACAAGGCUUACUCCACUGCGGAACAUAUGACUAACAAGACAAAAGACACGGCUGGUCAGAUAUCAGCAACAGCACAAAACAUUACUGAGAAAGCAAAGCAAACAAUGCAAGAGGCAUGGGAUUCCACUAAGAACACAGCCAAUAGGGCUGCAGACACUGUUCUGGGAAAGGCUCAAGACUCAGCCGAUUCAGUCAAAGAAAAUGCUGAGGCUGCGAGAAGGAACAUUAACAACAGAAAGAACUAA
This is a messenger RNA of Gastrolobium bilobum, 459 nucleotides long. RefSeq lists its product as uncharacterized. NCBI's taxonomy places the organism in Eukaryota, Viridiplantae, Streptophyta, Magnoliopsida, Fabales, Fabaceae. The transcript is spliced from 3 exons. The record is from RefSeq and is a predicted model, not a curated record. The coding region runs from base 1 to 459 and encodes 152 amino acids.